AUGGAAACGCGGCCGAUUCCCGCAUUUUACUGCUGCUACCUCCUCCGGUCCACCAUCCGGCCAAGCAGUCUCUACAUCGGCUCAACGCCUGACCCGCGUCGCAGACUGGGCCAACACAAUGGCGAGACCAAAGGCGGAGCCCACAAAACGGCCCGAGAGACACUUCGACCAUGGGAAAUGAUCUGCAUGGUCCAUGGCUUCCCGUCUAGCAUCGCCGCACUACAGUUUGAAUGGGCGUGGCAGCACCCGAACCUGACCAAAAAGGUGCCUGAAGACCUUCGCAAGACCGCGAUAAAAGGCCGAAACAUGCAAUCGCGGCUCGUCAAUCUGCGGCUGCUCCUAUGCAACUCGGCAUUCACACGGUGGCCGUUGACACUCCGCUUCUUCCAGCAAGAUGUGCAAGAUUACUGGACCAAGAUGUGCAAGAAGGGGGGCACCACCAUCCCACCGGCUCUGCACAUCGUGCGGGACUUGCGGAAAUCCGACAGUCCGCCGCCGCCGAGUCAAGAGCUACUGGACGAGGACGGCGAGCCGCUGCCGCCGCCGCCAAAAAAACGCGGGAGGAAACCGAAGCUGGCGGCUUCCGGCGACGGCGGAUUGCAGGGCCUCGAUAUCACUUUCUUACCCCUGGAGACCCACUAUCAGAAGGCCAUGGCCGUGCUGGAUGCCGCGGGCGAGGAGUUGAGCUGCGAUAUAUGCUUUGGGCUGCUGGCGGGUAAUGACGCGGUCGUGUGCAACCAUGCGUUCUGUGAGCAUGCGGCGCAUAUCACGUGCCUUUCCUCGCAGUUCCUUAAGGAGGAAGGGAUUGGUGGCAGUAUCUUGCCGGUGGAUGGCAGCUGUCCGGGUUGCAAGCAGAAGACGCGCUGGGGAGAUCUGGCUAGAGAGUUGAGUUUACGGACUAGGACGAAGCCGAAGGAGAAGAAGGUGGAGGUGAAGGAGGUGAAGGAGAAGAAGGUGAAGGAGAAGAAGCCUGCAGCGGUUAAGAAGACGACGAGGAAGGAGAAAGCUGGGGCAGUCGUGGAGGAGGAGGAGGAGGAAGAGGAGGACAGCGACGACGAGGAGGAUGAGAACGAGGCCGAGAUGUCGUGCAUCGAUGUAGGCGAUAUCCCCGAAGGCAUGGAGGCAGAAGCGAUGGAGGCCAGUAUGAUGUUGGAUGGGUUGUCGGAUAGCGAGUACGAUGCUGUAGAGGGUUUCCUGCAAAGCGUCGACUUUCGCGAUUCAGUAGUUGCAGAGAGUGUUGAUGGGGGAGAUUUGAUGAUGUUGUAA
This is a messenger RNA of Tricharina praecox, 1266 nucleotides long. RefSeq lists its product as uncharacterized. Lineage: Eukaryota; Fungi; Ascomycota; Pezizomycetes; Pezizales; Pyronemataceae. The transcript has 3 exons. Bases 1 to 1266 code for a protein of 421 amino acids. Gene Ontology annotation, cellular component: Slx1-Slx4 complex. The record is from RefSeq and is a predicted model, not a curated record. Gene Ontology annotation, molecular function: 5'-flap endonuclease activity; crossover junction DNA endonuclease activity. Gene Ontology annotation, biological process: double-strand break repair via homologous recombination.